This is a messenger RNA of Astrephomene gubernaculifera, 6305 nucleotides long. NCBI's taxonomy places the organism in Eukaryota, Viridiplantae, Chlorophyta, Chlorophyceae, Chlamydomonadales, Astrephomenaceae. The record is from the annotation of a GenBank genome assembly.
UAUUGAAGUGAAGUUUUCCUUUUACCAAGCUCUAUUGCUGAUUUGUCGCCCUUGAACUUCCCGCUCCUUGGACGCCAACAGCUUGGCCCACCGUAUGCAAGCCCACACCUCGGGACUGGCUUUUGUGCUUACGUUGGCCUUACUGGUUGCUGCUACGUUAGUAGGCGGCAGCCUUGAAGCCAGCAACGCUGGAUCGGCGACUGCUUUUACAGAGGAAACGCCUGAAAGGAGCCUUGGCAGCAGCAGUCAUGAUAGAGCUGCUGCACUGCCUGCGUUGGAUGCGCAGCGGCUAAGCACCGCAGACGCAGACAAUACAUCCGCUCCUUCCACAGCAGGGGGGCACAGCGCGGCGGCCGGGGAGGCGACCAGCACUACCGGCGUGGGCAGCAUAGGCAACAGCAGCACAGGUGGCAGCAACAGCAGUGAUGGAAACUUCAGCAGUAGCAGCGCCGGCAGCAGCACCGGGCCUGGACUUCCCAAUGUGACGUCCCAAAGCACAAGUUGCACCGGCAGUUUGGAUGCUCCAUCUGCGUCAGCAAACACAGAUGUGCGGCAAACCGCAUCCCAUGGCGCUUCUACGGCAGCAUCCGCGGGUACGGAGGGUGCUGUCGGCUCCGUGGACACCAGCCCCAAAGCGGACAAUGUGCCUCCGCCGCCGCCGCAGCAGCCUGAACAAGCAGCCCCGCAGCCAGCGCAUUCGCAGACAAACUCCGAGGAGGAUGCCAAGCCCAGCGCGCCGCCGCAAACUGAUGCCGUAGUUGUUAGCACGCCUAGCCGCCGCAGCGGGCACAAGCUGAUCCCCAAGCCCGACGAAUUCGUCUUGUCCAUGCCAGCUGCAGAACCAUCCGUUAGCGCGUUUCUGGGGGAAACGGCUGCUGCUGCAGCGGCGGCUGUGGGGCAGGCCACGUCUCAGCUGGAGGAGCUUUUCGCAGACCACUACGCCAGCGGGUCGGGAGUGCCACUUAGCUUUCUCCCCGAUCCAAGCGAUGCCAGCUUUGCCGGGACGGACGGUGGCGCCGGCAGCGGCGCAGCCGCCGCCAGCGGCAGCAGUGCCACAGCUGCUUCCGCCGCCGGCAGCAGUCCCACUGCCGCUGAUGACGAUGACGAGGAGGGCCGCAAGAUCAACCUGGCGGCUUCGUCCGACGGGGCCAGCAUCGUCGCCGCCAACAAGGAGGCCAAGCGGCCGGACCGCCUCAUCGACGGCGACGACGACUCCUACAUGAAGAACACCUGCUCGGCCUCCAAGUGGGUCAUCGUGGAGCUCUCGCAGAUGGGUCGCGUGGACGAGGUGGAGCUGACCAUGAAGGAGAUGUACAGCUCGCGGGUGAAGGAGUUCCUGGUCAAGGGGCGCCAGUCGCACCCCAAGAAGGACGGCCUGGCGGACUACUCCCGCGGGCUGGACUUGGACAGCUGGCAGCUGCUGGGCGGCUUCACCGCGGAGAACCGCAAGGGCAGGCAGCGCUUCCGCCUGCCGCACAAGGCGCGGGUGCGCUACCUGCUGCUGCAGGUGUUGUCGCACUACGGUUCGGAGGAAAUAUGUGCGCUUAAUAGCCUGGAGGUGCGCGGUGUCACGGCGGCACAGGAACUGGAGGCGGCGCUGGCUCGGCCGCUCAGCACGCAUGCGCCGCCAGCGGUGCCGGCAGCGGCCGCGACGAGUGCGGCGGCAGCUGCAGCCGCAGCGGCAGCGGCGGCUCGUGUUGCUCCCCAGCGGGCCGGGGCGGGUGCUGCAGCAGCAGGACAGUCUGUUCAGGAGGCGAGUGCGAUGGCACCACCGCAGCAGCCGAACGUGGCCCAUGCUCCUCAACAGGCAGGCCCCGUGACCCCCGGGGCAGCGGCGGCGGCUCGGGAUGGAGGUCAGACGCCGCCACCCGCGCAGCAACAGCUGCAGCAACAGCCUCAGCAGCAGCCACAACAACAACAGCCACAGCAGCAGCAAGGGACAGCAAGCACCGCAGGGCAGGAAGCCGUGCAGGGCAAUGCAUCAGACAUCACUGCAAACGCAUCUCCACAAGCAGGAGGACAUCCAACUGAGCUUGCAUCAGGAUCUAAGGGCAAUGCAUCUGUAGGGGAUUCAACUGCUGCGACGGGACCAGGGACGGGCGGUGGGGUUGCCGGAGGCGUGCCGCCACCUGAGGGCUCCCUCAACGGGAGCUCCGCAGAGGGCGGCUGCGCUUGGGUUCAGGCGCCAACCGCUGCUGCUGUGCAGGCGGGGACCCAGCCUGUGCCUAGCAGCCCCUCGGCACGCGUCCCUGAAAGUGAUUCCGCUCCCCAGCAGCCAACGGUGGAACCCGUCAGUGGAGGCAGCGGAGAUGCCGCUGGCAGCGUCUCGCAGGGCCGCCCUGCUGAGGCGUCCGGGGAGGAUGCGGGUUGCACUAAUCGUACUCCUCCGGAAACAGGGAGCGCCGCAGCGCCAUCGCCACUUGACGCUCCGCACGUAGUGGACAGCACUGCAGUGCCUGGCGUCUCGGCAUUUCCUGAGGCGGCUGUUGCAGCUCCGCCAGACGUGGUGGGGAACUGCACUGAGCCCCCGGGCGUACGUGGGGGUGGGCCGCAGGCCGAACCCACUGAGGCAACGACGGUGAACAGUUCCUGUGCUGCGGCGUCCCCUCCCCUGGUGGCCCAUGAGGCUCCGGUGGCGCCUGCCGCGGCCAUGGCAGCCGGUGCUCAAUCGGCAGUAUCUGGCCAGGCUUUGGACCCAGCAGUGGCACCUCAGGAUGACGCAGCGGCUGCCCAGCCCGCGCCUACGCAGGUGACAAGCAGCGCACCAGUUGCCGCGGGUCCUGGCUCGAGUGUGGGUACGGCACCCCAGGCGGAUGGCUGUGCGCCGCCCACGGAAGGCACCGGGCAGGGAACCGGUGCAACUGCUGUUGUGCAAGGUGCGGCCAGCGUGCCAGCAGCAGCCGGUGCUUCGGGCUCCUUGCCCAGCCCUGCCACUCCUGCUGCGGAGCAGGCGCCGGCUGCUGCUGCGGCUGCGGCGGCUAACCCUGAGGCAGCGGUGCAGCCGCCGGCAUCCCAAGGUACCGUGCCCGUGACGGAUGCGCGAGGGCAGUCUGCGGGAUCACAGCACUCCGCGAGCACGCCCGCCGCUGAAAAGCAAGCGAUUCCGCUGCCCGGGAAGGUGGUCGGAGGCGGGGUGGAGCAGCAGCUUCCGCCCACACCCGUGCAGCCUGCAACUCCAACAGUAACCGCCUCUCCCAGCCCAGCAGGGACCCUGGACGCCCCCACCACUCCCGCAGCAGCAGCAACUCCUCCUCCUUCUCCUGCUGCUACUGCGACGCCGUCGCCUGCACCCACAGCAGCUGCACCGGCUGCUUCUCCUACUACAACCACAAGCACACCUCCCUCGCCACCACCGCAACAACCCAAACCAGCCGCACCUGCAACGGAGGCCCCUCCUUCAGGCGCCCCUCAGCAGCCCACACCCGCAUCCACGCCCUCGCCCGCACCCGCGGCUUCAUCAGGCGCUGUCGCCCCUUCGGCUGCGGCAGCUCCUGUCGCGGCUGCGCUGCCGGUCCCGAUUGCCACCCCUUCUCUUGAGAGUGUGCUUUCCAUGCUGGAAGGAGGGGCGGCCAGCAAGCCGCGGCCUGCGGGCAACCUGUUUGACGUGAUCAAGCAGGAGAUGAUGAUGCUGAAGCUCAACCAAACGCGACUGUGGGCGUACAUCCACGCACUGGUGGAUGCACUGAAUGCGCGACAUGCGGAGCUGGAGGAAGACGCACAGGCCACUGAGCAGAGGCUUGCCAUGCUGGACGCAUCCGUGGCGUCUGUCUCCAUUCAAGCUGUAGCGCGAGCCAACGAGAUCACACGGGGCCCCCUGGCGGCCUUGGAAGCGCGGCUAGCCGAGCUGGAGGCGCGAGCGGGGCAGACCGAGGUCCUCAGCACCGCCGUACUGUUGUACAGCAGCAUUGUACUGGGGGCCGCUGCCGUUGCGGGCCUGUCUGGGACUCGCUGGCGGGUACUUUGGUGGCUGCUGGCGUUCCUUGGCGUGGCUAAUGGCUUGGUGGGGCUGGCGCUUAGGAACAGUGUGCUAAGGAGCAUGUUGGCUGGGUAUAGUCAGUGGGCUGCGGAGCAUGCAGUCCAGCUGUUGGCGCAGGCGGCGAGUAGGAUGCUUAAGUGGAAGACAUGAUAGGUCGAGAUAGGCAGGGCAUGCAUGAAGGGUAGGGAUGCUAGGGCAGGUUUGAUCAUGCAACUGGUCGUGCAAAGAGCAGGUCUUGCAAAGAGAGAAAUUUCAUGACGCUUGAGGAGUCUUGUUGAGGCUUGGUUGGUCUCACGUGCCCAGGCAUGUAGGGUCGUCCUUAAUGGUGAAGCACAAUGACUUGGCACCCCAAGGGGUUUGCCGCAUAUCACUGGUGCACAUAGAGCGCUAAUGACUUCAAGCGUGUGGUGACCUGAUCUUGGCGUGCGGUGUUUCUCGCUAAGAAGGCAUGUACGGAACCGGGGGUUUCUGACACAUACUUGCUACAUAUGGUGUGCAGAUCAUGUGAUUAGCUUAUUUGCGGCAGGUUUGCGUCCCGGGCUUAGAAACAUUAGCUAAGCCCGGCCGGCUUAGGGUUUGUUGUACGGUGUGUGUUUGCCAUGUACGGGCAGCUGCUUAGUCCAAGCAUCGUUUUCUGUGACAGGUCAUUUGCACGAGAGCUUCUCGAAGAUCGUUAGGGCAGGAAUAGGCUUUCUUGUGCCCUCCGGUGUGGUUCUUGCUUGUCAUCGUUACUCGCUAUCGUUUGAGUUCACUUAAAGAAUGGAGAUUGAGAACAAACUUUUUACGCUUUAAAGCUCAAAAUCAAUGUAAUUGUUAUGUUCAGAGCUUCAGACCCCACUUCGGGCGCCUGCUUUGUCAGUUAGUGAGCCAUACGAUCCAUAACUGUGGAUCACGCCAGAUCUGAAUGGACUUCAGUGAAAAGUCAUAUGCAAGGCAAAAGUUUCGCAGCAGUCGUGGAAGGGGCCGGGGUCGCGGCGGAGCAUCGCGCGGUGGACAUUAUAGCGCCCCAGCGAGACAAGCACCGCCCGCUGGCGACCUCCGUAGCAACGCCUUCCGGUACGAGGAUGACGCUGAGCAGGAUGAGGAGGGUGUCGUUGUUCCCAAGUCCCAAGGGGCUGACCUGGAGGAGUUGCUGGAGGACGCGGACGUUCAAUUCAACCAGGCAUUCUACCGCUUUAGAGCGCAGCUGCAGGACAUUGCUCAAGAAGCGCCACCCCUGUGUGACACCAGCCCGCAACAGCUGCUGGCCAUUGAUCUGCAGCAGCUGGGCGCCAGCCUGGCCGCCCUGCCGCUGCACCAGCUGCUGGGCCUGGAGCCCGAGUACCUGGAGGGCGUGCAGCUGGCGGAAACAGCGGGGCAGCAAAAGCAGGGACAGGGACAGGGCAGGGGGCAGCCGGUCGGGAGGCCACAAUCAGCAGCUCUGGGGACAACCGCUGGAACGAACCUUGCGGUCAGCAACCCUUCGCAGGGCGUAACCGCCAGCGCCUCCGGACCUCCCCUUGCGGCAGGAAGGCCCGCGGCAGGGCGCGCAGUCGUCCCACCCGCGGCCUCGGCGCCGGCAGCUGCCGUGCAGCCUCCGCAACAGCAGCCGCCCACACAACCAUUGCACCCGCAGCAGCCAGCCGUGCCGCCUGCCGCUACGGCUCCCCUAUCCCCGGCCGCCCCUAGCGCAGCGCAGGAGGGCGAGGACGAUGAUGAUGACCUGGAGGCGCUGCUGCUGGGCCGCGCUCCUGCCACGAAACCCGCCGUACAGCCGCCCGGGGGGCAACAGCAGCAGCAGCAGUUGCAUGGAGGCGUGGCGGCCGCAUCAGCAACAGCAGCCCCGGGUGCUCUUACGGUGCCGCCUGCGCUUGCUGUGAGCCUGGCAGCGGUGAACCAGCAACAAGUCAGGUCAGACGCAGCCACCAUGCACACGUCAGCAGGGCUAGCCCCCGCCACGGCAGGCGGCACCAGCACCAGCACCAACAACCCUAACGGCAUUUCAGUUGUUCGGCUACCAGCGGCAUCUCCCUCUCCGUCGGCCAUGUCCCUGCCCGCAGCAGCCACAGCCGUCGGCCCAAUGCGCCCCAGUGCGCCCGUGCAGUCUGCCGCGACCUCAUCCCCCGCGCCAGCUCCCCGGUUGGCGACGGGGCCCCCAGCUCGCACUGUCGUACAGCCAUCCGCCGGCCUGCCCGGCCGCGCCAGCAGCGGCGCCGCCGUCGUGGGGGCUGCCGUACUGCCGGCGGUGGGGUCCGCAGGGGCGGCGGCGGCGGCCCGGGCUACCCAGGCGGGAGGCGGGGGUUUAGGACCUCCGUCGCUGCUCGCUGCCUCGGCUCGCACCGGCGGCGUG